This is a messenger RNA of Bombyx mori (domestic silkworm), 1118 nucleotides long. RefSeq names its product eIF2B-beta protein (gene eIF2Bbeta). The record is from RefSeq and is marked provisional. Gene Ontology annotation, biological process: translational initiation. Gene Ontology annotation, cellular component: eukaryotic translation initiation factor 2B complex. Lineage: Eukaryota; Metazoa; Arthropoda; Insecta; Lepidoptera; Bombycidae. Gene Ontology annotation, molecular function: guanyl-nucleotide exchange factor activity; translation initiation factor activity.
UUACAUUACAAUAAAACAUAAUGGCACCUCUAGAAUCUUUAGAUAUUGAAUUAAGCGAGAAACACAUCGAAACAGUCGGCAAAUUCGUAGCGGACAUAAGAAACAAUAAAUUAUCUGGCUCAGAGCAGAUAGCGGAGGCGACGCUAACACUAGUGGAGAAGAUUAUCAGCGAGUCUAAUGCAACAGCACGGGAACUUUGUGGAGUCCUCCGUGCGGCCGCUCGUCGUAUCAGCUCAAGUUUACCACUGGAGCUGGUAGCGAUCAACAUGAUUAGGAGAGUUUUAAGAGCCAUCAGGGAUGAAAACAGAGCUUCCGUAGACCAGUUCCAGAGUGGUGAGGGUGUAGGAGAGAGUCUCCAAGGUCUGGUUCUGGCGACUCCGGCCCGGCACAGCAUCGUGCCUUCAACGGAUCAGGACUUGAGGGAACCUAUAAGAGAUCACAUCGCAGAGCUCCGAACCGAGCUGGAGACAAUGAGGUCGUCCAUAACGAGUCAGGCCCGCGAGCACGUGCGGGCGGACGAGGUGCUACUCACGUUCGGGGCCAGCGCUCUGGUCGAGCGGUUCCUGAGGCCGACCCAGAAUAGGAACUGCAAGGUCGUCGUCGCGGAAGGGACUGACGUCGGCGAGAGUCACGCCAUGGCGCGGAGGCUGAGUAAUUCUGGUGUUUCGGUCACGGUCAUCAAUAGUUCGUGUGUGUUCGCGGUGAUGUCCAGGGUCAACAAGGUGGUGGUCGAGGUGCAGGCUGCGAUGGGGGGCGGCGCGGUCCUUGGGGACGCGGGCCUCCAUUCCGUCACCCUCGCCGCUAAAUACUACAAAAUACCGGUAGUGGCAUUGGCGCCUCUGUACCGGAUGCUGCCCCAUCAUCUCUACGACCCCCAGAGCUUCGGUUCCCUGUCGUCGCCGCUACAGACCAUGGAGUACGCCGAUUGCGGCUCAGACUCCCUGCAGGUCCUCGCUCCGAAGUUCGACUUCGUUCCGCCAGACCACAUCACGCUAUUCAUAACUAAUCAGGGAGGAAGCUGCCCGUCCUACAUCUACAGAUUACUGUCAGAGAUAUACGAUCCUAAAGAUUAUCAAAUUUGAUUGUAGGGUGUGUAAAUAAAUAAAUUUAUAAUUAUA